This is a messenger RNA of Molossus molossus (Pallas's mastiff bat), 9832 nucleotides long. RefSeq names its product AP2 associated kinase 1 (gene AAK1). Lineage: Eukaryota; Metazoa; Chordata; Mammalia; Chiroptera; Molossidae. The transcript is spliced from 21 exons. The record is from RefSeq and is a predicted model, not a curated record. Gene Ontology annotation, molecular function: protein kinase activity; ATP binding. Gene Ontology annotation, biological process: protein phosphorylation. Bases 317 to 4156 code for a protein of 1279 amino acids.
GCGCCGCCUCCAUUCCCCGACGCAGGCCGCCCGGCAGCCGUGACAAUGUCGCGGGGCUGGUAGCUGGGCGCCCGCCGUCGAACCAUCUCAAGUUUAAACUUAUAGGAAUCGCUCUUCUGAGGAGGAGGGGACCGCCCCGCCACUGACACGCGUAUUCCUAUAGGCAUCCUCCCUCAGCCCCCACCCCCACGGCCGGAUUCGGGUGGCUCCUCUCGGAGCUGAAAUCCGAGAAGAAAUCCUUGGAUCUCUUGUUUUCUUAAAAGAAAAAAAAUCUAGAAGCUGUCGGUGUUUUGCUUUACUGCUUCCUAUUCGCAAGAUGAAGAAGUUUUUCGACUCCCGGCGAGAGCAGGGCAGCUCUGGCCUGGGCUCCGGCUCCAGCGGAGGUGGGGGCAGCACCUCGGGCCUGGGCAGUGGCUACAUCGGAAGGGUCUUUGGCAUUGGGCGACAGCAGGUCACUGUGGACGAGGUGUUGGCGGAAGGUGGAUUUGCUAUCGUGUUUCUGGUGAGGACAAGCAACGGAAUGAAAUGUGCCUUGAAACGCAUGUUUGUCAACAAUGAGUAUGAUCUCCAGGUGUGCAAGAGAGAAAUCCAGAUAAUGAGGGACUUGUCAGGACACAAGAACAUUGUGGGUUACAUUGAUUCUAGUAUCAACAAUGUGAGUAGUGGUGAUGUAUGGGAAGUGCUCAUUCUGAUGGACUUCUGUAGGGGAGGCCAGGUGGUCAACCUGAUGAACCAACGCCUGCAAACAGGUUUUACAGAGAAUGAAGUGCUCCAGAUAUUUUGUGAUACCUGUGAAGCUGUUGCCCGCCUCCAUCAGUGCAAAACUCCCAUUAUUCACCGUGACCUGAAGGUUGAAAAUAUCCUCUUGCAUGACCGAGGCCACUACGUCUUGUGUGAUUUUGGAAGCGCCACCAACAAAUUCCAGAAUCCACAGUCUGAAGGAGUGAAUGCAGUAGAAGAUGAGAUCAAAAAAUACACAACGCUGUCCUACCGAGCACCAGAAAUGGUCAACCUGUAUAGUGGCAAAAUCAUCACUACGAAGGCAGACAUUUGGGCUCUUGGAUGUUUAUUGUAUAAAUUAUGCUACUUCACUUUGCCAUUUGGGGAGAGUCAGGUGGCAAUUUGUGAUGGAAACUUCACAAUUCCUGAUAACUCUCGAUAUUCCCAAGACAUGCACUGCUUAAUUAGGUAUAUGUUGGAACCAGACCCUGACAAAAGGCCGGAUAUUUACCAGGUCUCCUACUUCUCAUUUAAACUACUCAAGAAAGAAUGCCCAAUUCCAAAUGUACAGAACUCUCCCAUUCCUGCAAAGCUUCCUGAGCCAGUGAAAGCCAGUGAAGCAGCUGCAAAGAAGACCCAGCCAAAGGCCAGACUGACAGAUCCCAUUCCCACCACAGAGACUUCCAUUGCACCCCGCCAGAGGCCUAAAGCUGGGCAGACUCAGCCGAACCCAGGAAUCCUUCCCAUCCAGCCAGCCCUGACACCUCGAAAGAGAGCCACGGUUCAGCCCCCACCUCAGGCUGCUGGAUCCAGCAAUCAGCCUGGUCUUUUAGCCAAUGUUUCCCAGCCAAAAACCCAGCCCUCACCCAGCCAACCUCUAUCACAAUCGCAGCCCAAGCAACCACAGGCUCCGCCCACCCCACAGCAGACACCUUCCACUCCAGCCCAGGGUCUGCCCACUCAGGCCCAGGCAACACCCCAGCACCAGCAGCAACUUUUCCUCAAGCAGCAACAACAGCAGCAGCAGCAGCAGCAGCAGCAACAGCCACCACCACCAUCACAGCAACCAGCAGGCACAUUUUACCAGCAGCAGCAGCAGACUCCGGCUCAGCAGUUUCAGGCAGCACACCCAGCAACCCAGCAACCAGCAAUUGCCCAGUUCCCAGUGGUGUCCCAAGGAAGCUGUCAACAACAGCAGCUGAUGCAGAACUUCUACCAGCAGCAGCAGCAGCAGCAGCAGCAGCAGCAGCAGCAGCAGCUCACCACAGCCCUGCAUCAACAACAGCUGCUGACUCAGCAGUCCGCCCUGCAGCAGAAGCCCGCUGUGGCAGCAGCACAGCAGCCCCAGGCACAGCCGGCUGUGGCCUCACAGCCGUCCCCUGCCCAGGAGCCAGCGAUUCAAGCCCCAGUAAGACAACAGCCAACGGUUCAGACAACCCCACCUCCUGCUGUCCAGGGACAGAAACUUGGAUCUCUUACUCCUCCAUCAUCCCCGAAGACCCAACGUGCUGGACACAGGCGGAUUCUCAGUGAUGUAACCCACAGUGCAGUGUUUGGGGUCCCUGCCAGCAGAUCAACCCAGCUGCUCCAAGCAGCUGCAGCUGAGGCCAGUCUGAAUAAGUCCAAGUCUGCAACCACCACUCCAUCAGGCUCUCCUCGGACCUCCCAGCAAAACGUUUAUAAUCCUUCAGAAGGUUCUACAUGGAAUCCCUUUGAUGAUGACAAUUUCUCCAAACUUACAGCUGAAGAACUGCUGAACAAGGACUUUGCCAAGCUAGGGGAAGGCAAACAUCCUGAGAAGCUUGGAGGCUCAGCUGAGAGUUUGAUCCCAGGUUUUCAGCCGACCCAAAGUGAUGCUUUUACCACUUCUUCGUUUUCUGCUGGAACCGCUCCAGCUGAAAAAAGGAAGGGUGGGCAGACUGUGGAUUCUAACCUCCCACUUCUAAGCGUAUCUGAUCCUUUCAUUCCUCUUCAAGUACCUGAUGCACCAGAAAAGCUAAUUGAGGGACUCAAAUCUCCUGACACUUCUCUUCUGCUCCCUGACCUCUUGCCCAUGACAGAUCCUUUUGGUAGCACUUCUGAUGCUGUUAUUGAAAAAGCUGAUGUUGCUGUUGAGAGUCUCAUACCAGGACUGGAGCCCCCGGUGCCCCAGCGCCUCCCAUCUCAGACGGAGUCUGUGACCUCGAACCGCACAGAUUCUCUCACCGGGGAAGAUUCCCUGAUCGAUUGCUCUCUGCUUUCUAACCCUACUACUGACCUUCUGGAAGAGUUUGCCCCCAUAGCAAUCUCUGCUUCUGCCCAUAAAGGUCUCCAGAGAGAGCCCAAUCCCUGUCCUGUAAUAACUGUAGAGCACUUUAAAGAAUCAACGGGCAUUAAAGGCCUUCCUCUGUAUCCAGACCCCUCCAGACUAUCUGACAUGAAAACUCAGAACAAUUUAGAAUCCGACUACUUGGCCAGAGAUGGCCCUUCAAGCAACAGCUCAUUCCAUAGCAGUGAAGAGGAAGGGACUGACCUUGAGGGGGACAUGCUAGACUGCAGCGGUUCUCGACCUCUCCUCAUGGAGUCUGAAGACGAGGACGAGAGCUGCAAGCCUCUGCAGGGGAAGCUGGGAGGAGCCAUUCCAUUCGCUCAGCCAGAAGUCUCUACUGACCAAGGAAAGUCCGUGCAAAGUGGAAGAAAGAACCGGUUUCAAGCCCUCACACAACCAACCACAGAUGGUGUUGGUGAGCCAGAUGUUUUUGCCACAGCCCCCUUCAGGAGCUCGAGGGUUCCAGCUGAUGAAAUGGACAUUUUCUCCAAAGCCCCAUUUGUCUCCAAGGGCAUCAUGACUCCUUCCCAGCCAGAGGAGGCGGACGUGUUCUUGAGAGCUCCUUUUACCAAGAAGAAAAGUGUGGAGGAGUUAACAGUUGCCCAGAGUACCUCCCAGGAGUUGCCUGCGCAGGCCAGUCUUCUCAGUCAGACAGAUGAGGUUGCUGUGCUCUCAGGCCUUGACAGAGCAGUUUACGCCACUGUCCGAUCUCAGUAUUCCAUGGCUGGUUUUGCUCAACAAUCCAGCCUCCCCUCCCAUUCUGUACAAGCAGCAGACCAUCCUGACAGCAUCUCACCCAGGGGAUCCUCCCUGGAAUCGGGGGCCCAUCCUAAUGACAGAAACAAAGGACUUCAGCCUCAGAAAGAAGCUGUUUCAGGCCCCAUGGCUGGCAAACCAUUCCGCCCCCAGUCUUUAUCCAAAUACUCCCGUCACUAUAGCCCAGAAGAUGAGCCAGGUCCGGAAGCCCAGCCCAUUGCUGCCUACAAAAUUGUCUCGCAAACCAAUAAGCAGUCCAUAGCUGGCUCUGUUUCCAUCACCUCCCUUUCCUCCAGGACUACAGAGCUGCCAGCUGCUGAUCCUUUUGCUUUAGCACCCUUUCCUUCGAAGUCAGGCAAGCAGAAACCGUAGGAGCAAUACCUGAGCCUUAGGCCUGUCUCUACCCCACCCUCCGUAACCCACCACACUACUCCCAGCUGAGCCUAAGAAGAAAUAUAUCAAUUAUUAUCUUUCAGUUCCCUGGGUCAGAGCAGGACAUCAGUCACAAACUCAGUUGCAGUGAUACUUGGUCAAAACUCCUUUAAGUUUGUUCAGAUCUUUUGUUUAUAUUGAUUACUGGACUUUCAGGCAGUUCCAUCUCCACCUCUACCCAGAACUUGGCUCCCUCCCACCCCCAGAAACUGUUUAAAUCCAGAAAUACUUCACUCCAACCCCAAAGGGGCCAUGUUAUUGCUAAUUUUAAUUCCUGCAAUCCUGUUCUGAGUCAUGUUCAUUGAGGAGUCAAGAUUAGCCCCUCCAGGACUUGAUUUAAUACUCUUGAAACGGAGAAAUUUCUGGAAAGAAAUGCAAGAUGAAAAUCCCGCACAUCAAGAGGAAGUGUAAGCCUGCAGAUAUAAUCAUUCCUGUAAAACCAGCAGCUCUAGGAUUCUCUGCAUCUGUUUCUGAGUCUGCGCCAGCCAGGUGGCCCUCAUGCAUGCCUGUCUGGGGGUGUUUAAUGUGUGUCAGAUCUUUUCCUAUGUAGAAAUGCAAACAGAUAUUUGCACUCAUGUCUCAUAGUGCUGAGCCUUCCCUAUGUCUGUGCCGCUUUGUAAAUUAGUAAGAGUGCACAGGUGUGUGUGUGUGUGUGUACGGGUGCGUGCACAGGAAACGUUUUUUCUUUAGGAUAAUCCUGUCCCACCAUGCCUACCUCCACAAUCACUCAUUUACUGGCAUUUGUCUCCUGCACUAAUGAACUUGAACCCUAUUUUUAUUUAGUUCUUUUCUCAUGGCAAAAUGAAUUUCAUUGGAAGGUGUAGGGAAAUCAGCUGAAACAGGUUUCAGAGUAGACCCCCCCCCCCAAUUUGCUCUUUAUGAUGAACAAUUCCAUUUACCUGGUCUUGAAAAAUUAAUUAUUUUUCUACAUUUUCUCUUCAGAACAAUAUGAAAGGGUACCUUGUUUCAGUUUCAACCACUGGGUAUGUGGUCUUAGUAAUUUUUUAAAAGGACUUAAGAACUUCAUACUAUCAUGGAAUUAAUUAAUGAUGAGACUAGGCCACAAACUAGAUUUUCUUGUUUGUUUGUUCCAAAUCCUUGCCAUUUUUCUCUACUGCCUCUUGAAGAAAUAUAAAUCUGAGACUUAUAAAUAAGUUUGUAUGGGAGAGUGGAAAGAGCUGAAUCUGUUAGCUAUGAAAACUUUUAUUCUCUCUCCUCUUUAGAUGUAAGUAAGCCAGAUAAAUGACAUGACUUGUGUUUUUAAAAUUCUUUUCUUUCUGGAAAGAUCUGACUCAUUCCUAGCUGUUUUCAUACCCUUUAUUAUUAGUACCUUAAAAUGAAAUUUAUGUCUCAAUGGGAAGACUUCUGAAGAAAUUCAACUUAAUGGGGAGAAUUGCUACACCAUGUUUCAAUGUGAAAGCUUCCUGUGGCUUACAGUAAAUGCCAGGGAUUUUUUUUUCUUUUCCAUUAGCUGGAGAAAUUGAGGGAGUUGCUUACCAAACAAGAUUAGUGAUUUAAGAAUUCCUAGAAAUUCAUCCAAGAAUCAAGCCCGAAUGUCAAAUUCUGUUGUAGUUGAUGAGGUAUGAUAGUUAUUAAAUUUACAGUUCAUGGAUCUUGGCAGUAAACUAUGAACAACUGCUUUUCAAAACUUUUUCUAGUUUUGUCUACACCUACUGCAAAUGUCCAGGUUAAAAGAUAAACUUAAAUACUUAGCACUGGAUCAGGGCUACCAGCAGUGGUUUUCCAGCUGAGGUUUCUUUGUGCCAGAAACAAAUGUCUUUCACUUUGUUCAAGGCUAAAUGUUCAUUUUAAGACUUUUCUUUCUCCCAGUGAUCAUUUCUGAUUUUUCUGAGUAACUGUGGAUGCAAAAUUAUCUUUCUAGUAGAAUUUUUGUUUUAGCUAAUGCAUAUGGAACUUUGUACCCCAAAUCUUCCCUUUGAUAUUAUCAAUUAAAGCCUUCAAAGGCAGAAGCCAAGAGGGAAGAUAGGAAUAUUCAAGAGAAUUCUCACCCCAAUCAGAAACUCUUAAAAAGUAGAUCAUUCUAAUUUACUCUUCCAAAUAUUCAGGAUGACUACCUCUAUAACAGCCCUUCCAUCUGUUUUUCCUUUGGUUAUUUGUUCACAUCCUCCUAAUCAAGUAGCCAUUUUAGUUCUCAAGAUAAAGUCAGUAAAAUCAUGGUGAUUUUUAUUAUGUAGUUGAAUCAUUUAUCAAGCAUGGAUUCAUAACCGGUUUUUUUCUUACUGGAGACCUAUGAUGGUUGGAGACGAAAUACCUUUGAAUAGGAAAUGAAUAUAAACACAUACAAAUUACUGUUGUAGUCUUACUGAUACAUGAAAAUAUUUUGACUAUGGGAUUACAUUAAUAAUUAGCUUAUAACUAUUGAAUUCUGUAAUGAUCUUUGUAUCAUAAUGGGUAAAUGCAUCAUUGAAAGAUAAAAUAUUCUUGCCAGAGGCCAUCCUGAAUCCGGAAAUCUGGAAAAUUUAGUUUUAAAGGAAUCAGGAUGCUCAGGGUGCUUUGAAUUAGUAGUAAAUGCAUGUUUCCAACAACUACAUUGCAAUAGGUUAACAUUAAAGAGAAAAAAAGAAAUAAUAUAGUCAACAAAAUACUGCACUUCUUGUUUUAGUUUGUUUCAUGUGUUACUUGCUUUACACAUCUGAUAGGGAAUACAGGAACUUGUAACCUUUCAUUUCAGUGGAGCACAGUGAGCCAGAAUAAAUUUAGAUAAAGCAUUGAAUCACAACAUGCACUGAUGAACUCUAAGAAUUCACACUAAUUGACUAACAGGCACUGUUGAGAUAAUGAAUUAUUUUAUGUGUGGUGAAAAUAUUUGACAUAUCUGUUUCUUGGGCUUACAUACAGCCCUUAGCUCCAAAUCCUUGUUAGAUUGGGAAACAGAAUGAACAAAAUUUGUUGCUAAAGCAGAUGUUUAGCAGGGCCUAAGGGAAUCUCGGUCAUAAGCACUAUUUCAUUUUUGGCCCAUUCAUUGUUGAGUUGAAAAUUUCUUAGGUGUAGGUUAGCGAGUAUGUGUUUAUAUGUCUACAUUAGCUCUGAGUUUAAUUUGGCAACCAAGAUAUAAACUUCCAGGAAAAAUACCAGUAUUUUGUUGACCCAUUAUUUCAGUUUUAGAAUACAUGUAUAUCUGUGUUUUCAACAUGUAUGUAUGAUAUUCAGCAGACAUUUCACUGACUCAUAGAGUAGCAGAUUUUGGUUUAUUUAAAAUAAGUGUGAUCACCAGAGUGAUUUGAGAAUAGAAAUUCAAUCAUGAUAUAUUUGAUUCCAUAAUGAAAAAUCAUUAAAGCCUAGAUCCUAUAAUAUAUAUGAAUUAUAUCAAAUAGGAAACUAUCAUAUAGGAAACGAGAAGGAUAGGAUCAAACUCUUAACAGGAAGGAUACAACUUAAAAUGGAGUCACUUAGGUCCCUUUUAUAGAUGUUAUUCUCUGCUAUGUCUUUAGAAUUGAAAUUAGAGAACAUAUGCCAGGCAACUGUGGAAUGGCUGCUGUCCACACAGCUGCAGUUUUUGAGAAAACCCCAAAAUUUCUGAACAAAUAUGGAACCCAGAUUACUUUGAUUAAAGGUACAUAGGAGAGCCACUGAAAGGGCCACAGCUUCUAACGAGGCAGGAGCACCUUGUAAGCACCACAGCCACCCCUGAGUUCUGAUCCUCCAAUCUUGCCUGAUGGAGUAAACAUGAAGAUUUUAAAUGAAAUUAUGUAGAUGCCUUUGUCAACUGUUUGUAGUUAUUUUGUGUGUGUGUGUGUGUGCUUUUUUUUUUGUUUUUAACCACCAGGACACUUGAAAACUUGUGACUUGUGAAGUUCACUUAAGGAGGAAUUUCAAAAUGCUUGAAAAUAAAAAGUAGUAUCUGGUUGGGAAUUGUUUUUGUGUUCUUUUGCUACAAAAUAAAUUUGCUAGGUUGCUGAGAACAAUAAGCUGGCUCAGCUUAGAUGUGGGAGUUUAUGCUGUCAGUGUCUUGAGUCCCAGAAUGCCACCUUACUCCUGGCUUCCUGGUCCUACCUACCUGCCUAUUUGCACCUUGAUUUUUAUUAGGAAACAGGCCUCCCACAUGUGGUACCCAAGAUCCCAUCAUUAAAAUACUGCCAAACAUAGCUCUUUCCUGCUCUUUCUUUACCCCUGCAAGUCUUAUUGACUCAUCUUCCUUGUUGCUGUUCCCACUUAAUUUCCCCACAUGACAUUCCCCUAUUAUGACUAUACCAAUAAGUAGAUAAGGGGUAUGAAUGAAUGAAUGAUCAUGUUAAUCUUUAUUUACCUCCCUUUUCACUGUAAACAAUUUCUUCUUAAAUUUUAGCCUAGCCUGUGAUUAUCUCACCACACUGGAAUAAUUCAAAAUAAGAAUGAAAUGGCUCACCUCUAUUUCUUAUGGACUAGAAGAAAGGAUGAAGGAAGGUUGGCAGAACCCCAGCCUUACUCUGGAAACACAACCCAAAAAGUAUCUCUUCACCUUGAUCUCGCACAGGCCCAGAGUACCCUAGAAUGCAGGGGCAAGUAUGUGUGUGAAGGACUCUAGAAUAGCUGUAAAAAUGGUUGAAUGUUAACCAUUUAGCUGUACUGGUGGCUUAGUCCAGUAUUCCCAUAACUUGUUAACUAUAUAAGAAAUCUAGUCUGAGCUACUUCCCAGCAAUCUCAGUAAGUGUUGAGUUUAUAGUAACAAUGUUUUAUUCUUGAAAUCAAGUCAAUGUUACCUGCAUUGCAUUGUAAUAGAACCAUAUAUGUACAUUAAAGGGAAUUGUUUGAUUUUUGGGGGCAAGGAAUUGCAGAAAUGGUUUUAACCAAGGUCGGUUAAAGUGAGACUUUGAGAGUGAAGGAGGAUGAUGUAGCCUUUUCACUCUGAAAUGGCAAGCCGAUUAUAUUCUCUGAGUCUACCAAAGACUCCUGUCUGGGGAGUGUGAAUGGAGUGUGUGUGUAUAUCCCAUGCUUUCUACCAUGGUGUUAACCUAAGACCUCCUAAUAAAGGCAUCCAAAGAAUACCAAGAGGUGACAAUGGGUAGUUGGCAUGAGUAAAUUUGGUUCCCUUUGUCAACAGCUCUCUGAGUAAGAACUAAAAGUUGUUCUGGGUAAAAGUGGGGAAAAUCACCCAUUGCUUGAGCCUCAUUUCCACAAUAAGCAUGCUCUUCUCAUCCAUGAGAAUGACCCUCAAGGGUUUAUUCUGAAUUCUUGGCUCACAUGUAGUCUUGGGAGGGAAAGAGUGACCAGAACACCAUAAAACCUGCAAGAUAUUACUUUGAAUGAAGGAAUGUUUCAGGUCAUUUUUUAGGGACUGGAAACCAAAUAUAGGCCAAGGACCAUGCUCAUUCCAUGGAGAAGAGGCGAACUCUCUGCUGACUGUAUUUUGAGUUGCCUGAAGGAGGAGGUUGACCCAGCUGUAAUGAAUAUUGAGGCCAUCAGACCUCAGAAAAUAUGUGCAUGCAAUCUCAAGGGCUGUGAACAUGGGACAGGAAGGGAAAAGGACAAUUAUAAAGUCAAUCUUAGCAGUUUUUGCAAUACCUCUUAUUUGCAGACUAUUGGAUUUAUGUUAUUGCACUCUUUGUGUGACCUAUCUUAUGUAUCUGAUAGUUUAUAUGAAUAAUUGAGUUGUAAACUCCUAUAUACUUUAUUAAA